This is a messenger RNA of Cavia porcellus (domestic guinea pig), 6217 nucleotides long. RefSeq names its product divergent protein kinase domain 1C (gene Dipk1c). The transcript is spliced from 4 exons. NCBI's taxonomy places the organism in Eukaryota, Metazoa, Chordata, Mammalia, Rodentia, Caviidae. Bases 536 to 1765 code for a protein of 409 amino acids. The record is from RefSeq and is a predicted model, not a curated record.
GAUUACAAAGGAGCCCCGCCGUGCCCCGCCGAGGGUCCCCUCCGCCCCUGACCCAGAGCAGGGCGCCCGCGAGUUCUCGGGAGCCCGGGAGCCCAGGGUGGCAUCGGGCGCCGUGGGCAGGGUCCUCUCCAGGUUCCCUGAGUGUCCCCAGCCCUGGCCCCACACACCUCGGAGUCUCAUCCUGGAGGAGCCCCGGAGAGGUCCGGGGGAGGCGGUGCGCGCCGGGCGCUGGGAGGAGGCGUUGUCGUCUGGCACUAAAGAUGAGCCGCCGGGGUCCCCGCAGUCUCGCAGGGGGCGGGGCGCGGACCCACGCGCACUCUGCGCGAGCGCCGGGCCGGGCUUCCAGCGGGAAAAGUGGCUGGCGGAGCUGGGGCGUGGCGGGCGCACGUGGACCCCCGCGGGGAUCCCCACCCGCCCCCCCCCGCCCCGCGCGCGGCCCCUCCCCCAGCCCUCCUCCUCCCGGAGCCGGCGCGGAGCAGCCACGCGGAGAGCGGGUGCGGGUGCGGGGCGCCUGCGGGUGCGGGGAGCGCCGGGCAUGGCGAGGGCCGCUCGGUGCGGGCGGUGCGGGCGGGGCGCGCUCCUGGCCGUCGCCGCCUGGACCGCGGGCUGGGUGCUGGUGGCCGCGCUGCUGCUCCGCGCGCACCCGGGCGUCCUCUCCGAGCGCUGCACCGACGAGAAGAGCCGGCGCAUCCUGGCCGCGCUGUGCCGGGACUACCUGGGCGGCUGGCUCAUGGGCGACCUGUGUGAGGACCUGUGUGUGGCAGGGGAGCUGCUGUACCAGCGCUGUCUGUACUACGAGCGUGGCAAGAAGGUGCUGCAGGCCCAGUGGCGUGGCCGGCCCGUUGUCCUCAAAUCCAAGAGGGAGGCCUUCUCCAGUUUCCCAGCCCUUGGCCUGUUGGAGGCGGAGGCUGGACAGGGAACCCAGGGUGUGCGGGACGCAGAGCUGCUCCUGAUGGUGGCUGCAGAGGUUAAAAAUGCCUUAGGCUUGGAGCUGUCCAACAGCAGCAUGGGACCCUUGUGGCCUGGCCAUCGGGGCCCUGGCUGGAGGCAGCAGCUGGCCAGUGCAUGGUCCCUGCUGCAACAGGAGGAGUACGUGUAUUUCAGCCUGCUGCAGGACCUCAGCCGUCAUGUCCUGCCUGUGCUGGGCUCUUGUGGCCAUUUCUAUGUGGUGGAGUACUUGGCUGCUGGCAGCCCUCACCACAGUGCUCUCUUCCCCCUGGACGAGGCUGCCCCCCAGAGUGGCCGGGCCCAGGACAAGGCCAUCAGCCGCAUCGCUCUCAGCUUCCUGGACAUGGUGAGUCAUUUUGAAAAUGACUUCUCCCACCGCCUCCACCUCUGUGACAUCAAGCCUGAAAACUUUGCCAUCAGGAGUGACUUUACGGUGGUGGCCAUCGAUGUGGACAUGGCCUUUUUCGAACCUAAAAUGAGGGAGAUCCUGGAGCAAAAUUGCACAGGGGAUGAAGAUUGCAAUUUCUUUGACUGUUUUUCAAAGUGUGACUUGAGGAUAAACAGGUGUGGAGCUCAGCGUGUCAACAGCAACCUGCAGGUCAUCUGUGACAAAAUAUUCCACCGCUGGUUCUGCUCGUCUCCCAGGAGCCCUGCGGUGUCCUGGCCACUGCGGCUGCAGUUACAGCAGGCUGUGCGGGAGUGUGCGGGCUCGGCAGGCCUGGCCUGGAGCUCCUGGGGCGUGGCCCCGCAGGUCUUCUGGAAGCUUCGCAGGCUGCUCCAGGCCACACUGAAGGAGCUGCAGGAUGCAGAGGAGUAACCAGCCUGAACCUGCUCACCUCAGGAAUGUGACCCCGGAGUGCUCUUCUCCGCAGCUGUUCUGGAUGGGACACUUUCACUGUGCCGGGGAGUUAUCGCUAAGAUACUGCUGCACCCUGUCCUCCGAAGCGCACAGUUUUACUGCUGUCACACCUUGCUCCACCGUUGUGAGUCGGGCCUCCAUGCCACCCCAGCCAGUGCCCUCUGGUUUGGUCCUGGCCCCAGCCCCUGUUGAAAAAUGAACUGCGCGGGGAUAGGAGGCGUUUUGUUUUGGGGAGGCUCUUGGAAAACACAAACUACAAUGUGCAAGAUUCUGCAGAGAACACUCUCACCUAGCCUCAGAGCAAAAGGAGGCCCGCUGCUCUUUCCUGUAAACCAUUACUGCAUUUCAGAAACUGUGUGUGCAUAGGAAUGAGUGUGCAAUGCAAACUUGUGUGAGCAUGAAAGGACAGUGUGCAUAUAAUGUGUGAAUAUGCUGGUGAAUAAGUGUGCUCACAGGAGUGUCCAUGUGUAGGAAAUGGGUGUAUGCCUAUGAAUGUGUGCAUACAGGCAUGUGAAUGUGGGCUCAUUUCUGUGAGUGUGCCCAUGACUAUCAGUAACUGCACAUUUGAUUGUGCUCAUGAUUAUGUGUACACUCUGAGUAUAUGUGCACAGGAACACAAGUGAGCACAUGCAUCAUUGUGCCUAUACAAGUGUGAGCAUGUGCACAUGACUGAGUGAGUGAGUGUGCACACAAGUGCAUGAGUAAGUUUGCACACACAUGUAAGCAAGUGAUGUGGGCAGGUGAGUGUAUGGGCCUUGUGCAUGUUGGGUUGGAGAGUGAUUUUUGUAGCGUUGACUCUGGGAAAACCUUGCCUGGCUAUUAAAGAAUUAUCUUUUUCUUUAAAUGCAAUAAAAAAGUUGCACCUUUGGUCACUGGGAUUCUCAUGGGAGAAUAUAUGUGGCGUCUUUCAGUAUUUUCCAUUUGUGGAAUCAGCAGAUUUUAUGGAUCCUGUUUUAGGGAGCACUUUACCACUUACUGCAACACAUCUUUCUUCUGAGCAGGGAGCUGGGUUUGCUGAACUCAGAGUUGUCUGGCACUUGAAAGAGAAUUUAGGUAGUGUGAGUGCUGGGGUGGGCAUGGGCCAUGGCAGGACUGAAGCCACUGCUUUCUGCUGACUGAUGGAAGCACAAGCCGUGGGCGUCAGGUCCUACUCUGACACAAUGUGUUCUUCUGUAGAGAGACACCCCAGUGAGCUUCUCCUGCAGUGGAAGAGCCCCGCAUAGAAUGGGCUGCUUUCUGUGCUGACCUCCCAUGGUUGUAAGAUCCACACACAGCCAGGGAGUCCUGCUCAAGUCGGGUACGUGAGUUCUCAGUGAAUCAGAACCAAAAACUCAGGAACAGAGAAGCCAAGAAAGAUGCAAUAGUAGAGAGGUGCAGGAAGAUACGCUGGUGGCUUACAAGUAGAAAAAGACGCAAAUCGUAAAUUUUAAAACUGUGCAAAUGAACAAUUUCCUAUUUCUCCUGACUCUCAAUCUGUUUCUAAUCCAGACAAAAUUUCCUUAGGACAUUUCUCCAUCCUCUGCACUCUGAGUUCCUCUGAGGAACUAAAUUAUCAGAGACUGCACAGCCCUGAUUCUGCAGCCCUGCAGAGUGUGUGAAGGCCCGCAGUUGACUGCCCUUCCAACCCAUGACCCUCUCUCUCCACCUGCACCGGCCGGAGACCCUCGGCCUCUUCUAGUCCUGCAGGUGGAGAUUCGCUUUGCGUCUGUUUGUUGGUGGGACCACAUCAGUCACCCUUGUGGCAGGAGUUAAAGCCCAAGCUGGCAGAUUCUCACAGCUAGCAUCUGGCCUGACCCUUAGCAAGGCUUCCAGUGCCCUGACACGUGGUAUGCCUGGUGUCUUGUUUUGCUUUGGAGCAGGUUUUUACCUGUGGAAGGGUCACCUGAAGACGGUGUGGGAUCAAAGUGUCCUUCAGUCCAUGUGGGGAGGUUAAAUGUGUCUCCAGUGCCUGGUCCUGGGAUUGUAGCUCUUCAUUAGUGGCACUGAGCUCCCUGGCCAGACAGCAAAACUGGCUAGGGAAAGGGAAAAAGUUAGUUUUCAUUUCAACUGAAAUGGAAACAAAUGUUUUUGUUUACCACGGAAACUGUGUAAUAUAUAAUUACCCAAUACAAUAGUGGUUUUAUUGCUGAAGGGAACCAUUUUAUCUCUUUCUUUUAUUUUUCCCUAGCCAGUUACUUUCUGUUUCUCUGUCUGUCUGUCUGUCUGUCUGUGUGUCUCUCUCUGGCACACACUUUCAUUUUCCAUCUCCUGUAGUGCAGUGACUCUUAAGCUAUGUGGUAAAAUUUUAUUUUUUGUUUAUUUCCAAACACUGGCAAAAAUUAUUUUAUACAGUACAAUAGAGAAACACUGUGUGCGUCAGUAUUUAACUUUCUUGUGUGUGUGCAUGUGCAUGUGCAUGUGUGUGCGUGUGUGUGCCAGGAUACGCCCAGGGUCUUGCACAUGCUAGACGAGCACUCUACUGCCAAGCUAUGUCCCUAGUGUUAUAGUUAACAUUUUUAAUGUGACAAAUGAAAUCACUUCUUGUUGAUCCAGUUGAGCAGCAGCGGUGCUCCGAAGGGGAGAUGUCUACCUAAAGGAUUCACAUGCUUUGUUUUAAUAACAUUCACAGCAGACAAAACACUUUCAGAGCUAAAUUGAUGGGAACUGAAAAGAUGAUAAAGGAAGCUGAGCAAACUAAGUUUUAUCCAAAGCAAGGAAGUAUUUAAUUACUUUCUCCUCUUUCAUCAGAAGUCAACUUUCAAAAUUUAUCUUGAUAGAUUGUAAAAUUGUCUUUUGAUGAUAACAACGACUCCUCUGCUGUAGGCCUUGUCGCCUUACAGCUGAUCCAACAAGGUUCUGCUGCGUGAAUGUCGUGGGGCCCAGACUGUGUGAGUGUGUGGAUCCCUGAACUGGCCCCUGAGGGGAGGGGUGUCCCAGCAGUGUCACCGGAAGGGCUUGUGGAAAUACUGCCAGCAUUGUGAACCCUUUCCUAUCUCUUUCCCUGAUACGAAUCGCUAACAGGUCACCACAUGCCUCCUUUCCAAAACCCACCAUGCACACCUCCUAUGGGCCUGUCCCAUGCUAGUCCUACCUGGCCAGCCUUUUUGGUGCACCCAGGAUGGAAUCUUGGACUUUAAAUUAUCAGAAGAGCAACAACUAUUUUUUUUUUUUGUCUUUUUCAUUUUUAUCAGUACCAGGGAUCGAACUCACGACCGCCUGCUUGCAAGGCAGGUGCUUAUGCCGCUGAGCUAAAUCCCCAGCCCCGCAACAACUAUUUCAAAACCUGAUUUAGAAGUUGUUCUUUCAACAUGUGGAGGUGCAAGAGUUUGGUUAAAAUUUUCUAAAAUCGACAACCAUAUGAAGAACCUCUUGCGCAUACUGUGCUGGUGCCUGAGGAUGGUAAAUGAAUGCUACUCUGCCUCUAUUCCCACAGAGUCUGGGGGCAUAGCACCAUGAGAAGAACGCCCCCUCUGCCUGCCUGACAUCCUUGUGUCACCUCUACUCUGUCUUUCUAAACUUUGGGAACAGCCAUCCGUGUUAAUGGCUGAUGGAGUGAUUAUUGAUUACAACUGAGCAAACCUACCUCCCAGGUUUGCUCCUCAUACUCAAAAAUGGGGGUAAUCACCCAUGACUUUCUAUGAUAGCAACAAUGUACAGCAAGGCUGUGGCACUGUGCCUGCUGCAAACAGAUGCUGCUAUGUCUGGGUGGCAUGGAGGUACCUGUUAGAGGGACUCAGCAGGGCCCGCUGCUCAUCCCACCACACUGUCACUAGGAAGCUGGGUCCUGAUGCUACAAGAAACAGCCUUUGAAAGACUUCAGUCAACAGUCCACAGGCAGCCAUGCAGAAGUGUGCAUAGAAUUACUGCAAAGUAGACAUAGAGGGAUUUACACCUUCUAACCAGAGGUGGACAGUGUCACACAAGCAACUGCUCAGGAGUGAGUUUAGAUACAUUUUUAUGCACACAAGAGUCCUUCCGGGGCUCAGUGAACUAUGAUGAUUGAGAUGCCUGUCACUUUUCUUGGAUGUUACUUUGGAAUUACAGGAUGUCUUCCUUGUUCUUUUCAGAUGGUUAGUGUUCCCUCAGGAGGCUUAAUCAUGUUAGAAACCUAGGAAAGACAUUUAUGAAAGAAAAAAGUUCUAAUCUAAAUCAGAUCCCAGUCUAAGGUGGGUGGGUCUUUAAAGACUGUCCUGUAAUACUUUCAUUCUCUUGAAUGGUUUUACACUAUUUUGUUAUGUUUGAUACUAUUGUGUGUGAAGGUGUGCUCAAAUAUUUCAAAGAAAAGAGACAUUAUGGUGGUACUGUUGCUAUCUGGUGGUCUUGUUUUAAAGUGCUGUGUUGCUUGCAUUGUUCUGUUCUGAUUUGCUUUGUUCUGUUCUCUUUUGUUUCAUUCUAUUUAAAAUAAAAAAAAGAAUGCUCCUCUUUCUCUUA